AUGCUGGCUCAGGACUGUCCCAGUAAACAAGACCUACAGAACUCCAUUCAUCAGGUUCACAAACUGCUUUCAGCGCAGGAAGCUUCAUAUCUGCAGAGUCUUCGCACUUUGAGAAAGAAACUGAGCUUGCUGCAGGACAGCGUCGCAGGACGGCCCACUAAAGCCAAGAACUCUACUUGUCCUGACCUGGAUGCUCCUGUCAAUGGAAGAAAGCUGGGCAAGAUUCUGUUUCCUGGUCAUGAAGUUCACUUCCUGUGCGAUGUGGGCUUUGAGCUGGUGGGUUCAGAGACGCGGCAGUGUAAAGAUUCGCUCAGCUGGAGCGGACAGCAGCCUGUCUGCAGAGAUAUCGACGAGUGUUUUUCAGCACCGUGUGCCAACAGAGGGACAUGUGCAGACGAGGUCAAUGGAUUCAGCUGCGUCUGUGCCACGGGCUGGGCCGGACCCACCUGCCAGUCUCCAACUCCAACAUUUUUUGUCACUGUAGCGAACCAGUCUCCUGUCAGCGCUGGAGCCGCGUCUGCGUUCAUCCGUCCGUCCAGAUGCAGUCUGGUUCAGGGAACGACCCACUGCACCUGCGAGCCUGGAUUCACCAUCUCCGGCCGCGACAGCAGCGUCUGCACAGACAUUGAUGAGUGUAAACUGUUCCACAACGGGCCGGCCGGCCGUCUGUGUUUGCACGCGUGUGUUAACACCGCUGGAGGAUACCGAUGCAGCUGCCCUGCUGGCUACAGCGUGACCCCUGACGGCCGCAACUGCAAAGACAUCGAUGAGUGCAGCAGCAGGCAGAACAACUGCACGCGCGAGCAGCUCUGCAUCAACACCUACGGAGGAUUCCAGUGCGCCACAGUCGAGUGUCCGCCGAUACGGAACGCCACCUACGUCAAAACAUCUCCAGUGCGCUGCGAGAGGAACCCGUGUCCCGUGGACAGCAGGAGCUGCUCUCAGGCGCCGGACUCCGUGUCCUUCCACUACAUGUCCGUGGUGUCCAAGCUCUCGGCGCCGCGCGUCAUGUUCCGCCUGUCGGCCGUCAGAAUCACAGGAGACACGCUGCGGUUCGCGUUACUGGGCGGCCGUGGCCGGCGGCACUUCAGCGUGCAGCGCUCCGAUCGCCAGACGGGGGAACUGCUGCUGACCAGUCCUGUCCAGGGUCCGGCCACGCUGGACGCAGAGCUAGAGAUGACUGAACUGGACAAGAGAGAACUGCUGGGACGCUACAUCACCAAAAUCACCAUCUUCGUCUCACCAUAUGAGUUUUAGAGUUCAGCCAGAGACAUUAAUAUCAAGUUAUUUACAUUCAGAAGAAAUCCGGCUAGUUAAAGCAUUCUUGCAUAUAUUUUGAAACACAGACUGAAACGGUUUCUCUUACUCUGGAAAACUGCUUGACCAAUCAGAUCAGAGGAUCAGAUCCAGCAGCAAUCAUAACUGUCCUUAAAGCUAAAUGUGUGUAUGUAGUUGGACAUAUUUAUCAUAAUGAAUAUAGUUGUCAUACAACAUGAUUAAUAUAAGAGGGACCAUAAUCAUCCGGUGUAGCCUGUAUUUAUUUUGAGCUUGGACCAAUAACUAAGAAUAUACUUAUUGUACUUUUUCAUUCUAAUGUACACA
This is a messenger RNA of Onychostoma macrolepis, 1602 nucleotides long. RefSeq names its product fibulin-7. Bases 1 to 1257 code for a protein of 418 amino acids. The record is from RefSeq and is a predicted model, not a curated record. Gene Ontology annotation, molecular function: calcium ion binding. The transcript is spliced from 8 exons. NCBI's taxonomy places the organism in Eukaryota, Metazoa, Chordata, Actinopteri, Cypriniformes, Cyprinidae.